GUUUUGUGCAACUCUGUCAAAUUUGUUUUCGUACCGACUUGGGCUUUUCAACUUCUGCAUUUGUUUUUAUUUAUGCUAAAUAUAUUUUAACGAAAAGGAAUGAAACAAUUGAACAAAAAAUUAUUAGGCUUUUCUCAAGGAAAUAAUUAGUGGAAAUUGCAAUGAAAAUCGAUCAGCGGGAAGCUGAAAGUGAGGGUCAAAUGUUGAAGCCACCUCCUAGGGCCGCUGGUGCAGAAGAAUAUGCUGAAGAAAGCCCUGAGCUACUGCUAAAUAAAUUUUUGGAUGCUGUUUCGAAAUUAUGGUCACAACUGAAGCUUACAGUUACUUUUGUAAUGGUUGAUCUCGGUGGCUACCAUUUAUUCGAUAAACUUAUACAAUGGUGUGUCAGAAAUCCUCAUAUGGCUAUUUGUUUUGUAGCUGCGCUAUUAGCUCUUCUACUGCCAUUUUUGAUAAUGUUGGGAAUUGGUCUUUCCACACUACUGAUGACACUUACCGGCUUUUUAAUUUUAGAAGGUAUACUUCUGUCUAUAGUAGCAGCGCUGUUAAUUGCUUGCGUGAGCUUUUUAGUUUUAGCAGUAUUCGUUGUAAAACAGCUUAAACGAACAGCAUAAAUUGGAAACGGAUCUUUGAGUUAGUGCCAGUAUAUUAUUUAGUAACAAUAAAAUUUACUUUUAUGAAUCAACAGAAACUAAUGUAGUAUUAGCUCACGUGAG
Messenger RNA from Rhagoletis zephyria (snowberry fruit fly), 713 nucleotides. It is a transcript of the gene Ldaf1, whose product is annotated as Lipid droplet assembly factor 1. The record is from RefSeq and is a predicted model, not a curated record. NCBI's taxonomy places the organism in Eukaryota, Metazoa, Arthropoda, Insecta, Diptera, Tephritidae.